AUGAGAACAUUACGUGCCCUUCGACCCCUGAGAGCAGUGUCUCGAUGGGAAGGAAUGAGAGUGGUAGUAAAUGCUUUAAUAAAAGCAGUACCCUCCAUCUUUAACGUGCUCUUGGUCUGCUUGGUCUUCUGGCUAAUCUUCAGUAUUAUGGGCGUGCAAUUAUUUAAUGGCAAGUUCCAUAAGUGUGUGUAUAAAGAAAACGGUUCCGUAGUACCAUCUACUGAGGUUGAUAACAGAACUGAAUGUGAAGAAAACAGUGCUAUAUAUGAAUGGAAAAAUUCACCAAUUAAUUUCGACAACGUAUUAAAUGGAUACCUGGCCCUAUUUCAAGUGGCCACAUUCAAAGGAUGGAUUAAUAUCAUGGCUGAUGCAACAGAUAUCAGAGAUAUAGGGCAACAACCUAUUCGGGAACAUUCAAUUUUGAUGUACCUUUAUUUUGUUUUAUUUAUUAUUUUUGGAUCAUUCUUCACCUUGAACCUUUUCAUUGGUGUCAUUAUAGAUAACUUUAACCAACAAAAAAAGAAGGCCGGUGGAUCUUUGGAAAUGUUUAUGACAGACGACCAGAAAAAAUAUUACAAAGCCAUGAAGAACCUUCAAUCAAAAAAACCCACCAAAGGCAUUCCAAUGCCUAAGUUCAAAAUCGCUGAAUGGAUGUUCCAUUUAACAACUAAUCAGAAGUUUGAUAUAGCAAUCAUGAUGAAACACAGCCUCUCUUCUAAAAUAGGAUAUAUUUCUUCCCUACCUGAUCCAGAGAAGAACCUUUCCACUUAA
Molecule: messenger RNA, 771 nt
Organism: Acanthosepion pharaonis
Lineage: Eukaryota; Metazoa; Mollusca; Cephalopoda; Sepiida; Sepiidae
Source: the annotation of a GenBank genome assembly